Molecule: messenger RNA, 418 nt
Organism: Prorocentrum cordatum
Lineage: Eukaryota; Dinophyceae; Prorocentrales; Prorocentraceae
Source: the annotation of a GenBank genome assembly
GCGCGGGCCGCGCGGGGACAGGAAGCGCUCCCCGCGGGCGACAGGGGGCAGGCGCGGGCGCCCGGCCGAGACGCGGCGGCCACCCCGCCCCCAGAGAGGGGGGGGGCCGCGGACCGGCAGGGCGCGCGGACGCGCGGCCCACGGCUCGGGGCUGGCCUGCUCGGGCCCGGAGCGCCCGGAGCAGAGGCGGUACAAGGCAGAGUCGGCGAAGGUCCGCAGUGCUAAUCACACUAACAGAGCAACUCAAGACAAACCUGCCUUAGACAGCUUCCUCACUGGCAGUGGCUCUGUGGACGUGCCCAACUUUCUCCUGCGCCACGCUCCCGCGCGCGGGGCCUGCGCGUCCAGCAGCGACCGGUGGCCCGCGGCCGCCAGCGCGGGGGUGGAGCGCGAGUGGCUGUUGCUGCGCUUGACCACC